UGAACAGAGCAGAGGACGGCAGCAGCAAUGGCUUCUUCUCAGAGUAAAGAACUUGUGGAAAUUAGAAGCUUUGGUGGUGGAUAUUUCAAGGAAAAGGAAUUCUUAUCAGUAGAAGAGAUCUACCACAGCCUUCCAGGGAGAAGCAUCAAUAAGGCUGGAGAAACUAUGAGAGGCAAUAUUCUGCAAACCCGCUCGGAUGCAUUCCUUCAUCUUCCAGUAGAGUUCUCCAUCAGUGGUCUUCAGCACUGCACCACCAUGGACUCCACCAGGAAGAUUCUGGAGUCACAAUACUUUAUAGGAAGAGAACACGAAAGAGAAGAACUCAAAGACCUCUUCUUCUGGUCUGUGAAAGUUCCUUCCACUGAUAUAGAGAAGGCUCAAGAAGAAGCUUACACUCAUGUCCAAGAACACGUCCCACCAGAUGAGGCAAAAGAAUACAAAGAAGAAAUAACUAAACAAUUCGCCAACUCUCCGGCAUUUAAUAAUCAAGCUUCUCGGUAUGGAAACUUCCGCUUCUCCUUCAAGUUCUCUGACCUCCUUUCUCUAUAUGAGGCUCAGUUUUGUGAAGGUAAAAAGCCACAGCUCAGCAUUCUGGGCACAUAUGUCUACAAGCAGGAGAUCGCUCAUUAUGUGGUAGUCCACUGUCCUGAUAGCACCCGAUUUAAAGACCACCCAAGGGUUCCCAGGCUCCAAACCAGAUGUGAACCUCUACCAAAUGUCUUCUUAGUAGAUGACACCUUGUAUUGGAGACCUGAAUCCACUUCUAAUGCUCUGAAAGUGAGAACUAAGGACGGUCACAUUAGAGCCUGCAACCAACCAGAACCUUGUAAAUAUUUUCAGGGCUCAGGACACUGCUUCCAUACCAUUCGAUGUGCCUGGAACCACCUAGUGAUUGCUUUCCAUAUUGCUCAGGGGGAUGCAUUAAAAAUCCCCGUAGAAAAUCUCAUUGGCCACCUAUCCGCCUGUUCAGCUCUAGAUCCUUUUAUGAAAAAAAAUUCAAGAAUGAAAAGAAGUGAAGCUAAAAAACACAUCAAGGACUUUCAGCAGCAGUAUCUGGGAAGAAGCCAAGAAUUCCAACCAAAAGUAAAUUCCAGUCAUGGAGACCAGUUUGGCAAACAUUCUGACCGGACGCCUCAUACUGAGACAAAUAUACAUUUAGAGGGAAAAGAACGAAGAAGAGAAGCUGAAUUGAAUGAAAAGCUGCAUGACUGCAGAGCCCCCACCAUGGAAAAUGUAGAGGAGACCACCAAUGAGAUAAAUAACUCCACGUUACAAAGUGAACAGUUCUUUCAGUCUAUGUUGGACUGUCAAAAACAGCUGAUAACGUCUAUUGAAAAUCUCGGAAAAAAUCUAUCAGAAGGUUUUCACAGUCUUUGCCAGGAACUAAGAAAUGUGACCGGUGCAAUUACUUCUUUCCAGAUGGACAUAUCAAGACGAGAACAUCGUCCUCCAUCAUCUAUAGAAACAAAGGCUGGACAAAAGACAUUUACCUCGAGUUCAUCUUCAUCAUUGCGAUCGGAUGAUCUUACAACCACUUCAAGGGUUGUGGUGGAUGGUCCUAAAGAGGACAGCUCACAGGGUUAUGGGGAGCAGAAGUCCUUAUUGAACGAAGAUAGUUUAGAGACUCAAAUGGAUGGUGGGAAACCUGCAGAAGAAGUAGAGGUCGGAGAGCAGCCGUCCACACAUGUCCGGGUGAAGCAGGAGAGGAACGGAGGCUCAGUAACUGGAAAGCAUGCUGCUGAAAGAGGAGACCCUCAUGAACUUGAAGACAGUUUUGAACAAUAUGGUCCACCAUUAAAGAAAAAAAAUUUUGAUUUUGGUUUACAUGAAUGAUUUCCAUGGAGAAGAUGACUUUCAGUCCGUGACAUCAUUAGAACAUCCAGAUCCCAGAAACAUCUCUGUAUCUGAUUGACGACAUAAAGUGGAGUUCCGUCCGGGGACAUCAUGACUUCUCCUGUCCUCACAGAUACUUCCUGCCGUCCAGUAGAUGAAUGGAUCACACAUUGCUCACGGCCCCGGAUCUUCUAUUAUUUUACACCGGUGCUGUGCAUGCACAUUUUGACAGAAAUGUUUGCAACUAAUCUAUUCACGCACAGUGGAUUUGUGGCAGAAAUUUCUGUGUCUGUAUUUAACUUCCAGUUAUCUGAAAUUAAUAUUUCAUAACUUUGGAAUGCUUUUUCUUAAGCAAGCCAUUUUCAGAUUGUUUUGUCAUGACGCAUCGUACUUCAUGUCAUAGGAAAUUUUCAGUUAAUAUGUUUUGCAUUUAUUUGUAAAAAAAAAUAAAAAAAUUUACAGAAAAUUCUGAAAAAUUCA
This is a messenger RNA of Bufo gargarizans (Asiatic toad), 2313 nucleotides long. RefSeq lists its product as uncharacterized. The transcript is spliced from 3 exons. The record is from RefSeq and is a predicted model, not a curated record. Bases 28 to 1833 code for a protein of 601 amino acids. NCBI's taxonomy places the organism in Eukaryota, Metazoa, Chordata, Amphibia, Anura, Bufonidae.